Molecule: messenger RNA, 983 nt
Organism: Hyposmocoma kahamanoa
Lineage: Eukaryota; Metazoa; Arthropoda; Insecta; Lepidoptera; Cosmopterigidae
Gene: eEF1delta
Product: probable elongation factor 1-delta
Exons: 7
Coding region: 148-942 (264 amino acids)
Biological process (GO): translational elongation
Cellular component (GO): cytosol; eukaryotic translation elongation factor 1 complex
Molecular function (GO): translation elongation factor activity; guanyl-nucleotide exchange factor activity
Source: RefSeq, a predicted model, not a curated record
AUCGCUGUCUCUUUCCCUCUUGAAAGAAUAACCGACGAAUGUGCGGUUUGUUCUGAUUAUUCAACAAGUUUUAUUUUUUAUUUUUCACUGUUUCCUACUUGGUGCAUAUUGUUUCAUUACUGGUAAUAAAUUGCUAUAACAAUCACGAUGUCCGCUCUUGUUCAUGAAAAAGUUUGGUUAGACAAAACCCUUUACACCGACGCCGAAAGGGAUUACUAUGUAUCGUUGUCAAAGGUUCGAGUUACUCCACUUACGUUAACUCAGUCUUCUUUGGCCAAUGAAGUGGCAAAGGCUAGACAGCACAUCAAAAACUCUCUAGAAUGUAUGGAUAGUGUAGCCAGCCUAGCAGGAGUUCCCAACAUUGAAUUGUUUAACAAAAUAAACGGCCUGGAGAAAGAAAACUCAACUCUCAAAAAGUCCAUUGAUGACUUGCGCAACUUGGUCAUCAGCCUUCAAGCUAGAGUUGACUCCCUAGAAAAAGUGGGCACCAAAAUAGGAGCACCUAAACCCCAUGCAGAGGUUCCCAAACCCCAGGUAGUACAAGAUGAUGAUGAUGAUGAUGGUGUGGAUCUAUUUGGAUCAGAUGAUGAAGAAGAAAGUGCAGAAGCUGCAAAAAUAAGAGAAGAGCGUCUAGCUCAAUACAAUGCAAAGAAAGCCAAAAAACCAGUCCUUAUUGCAAAGUCCAACAUAAUAUUGGAUGUGAAACCUUGGGAUGAUGAAACUGACAUGGUGGCUAUGGAAAAGGUAGUCAGAGAAAUCAGCACUGAUGGUCUUCUUUGGGGUGCAGCCAAACUUGUGCCAUUGGCAUAUGGCAUUCACAAACUGCAGAUCUCUUGCGUCGUAGAAGACGACAAAGUCUCUAUCGACUGGCUUACAGAAGAAAUAGAGAAACUUGAAGACUUCGUUCAAAGUGUCGACAUAGCGGCUUUCAAUAAAGUGUAACAAAAUAUAAAAAUGUUAUUAAAAGCUAAUUUCUUUCAACA